Molecule: messenger RNA, 987 nt
Organism: Candidula unifasciata
Lineage: Eukaryota; Metazoa; Mollusca; Gastropoda; Stylommatophora; Geomitridae
Source: the annotation of a GenBank genome assembly
AUGGCAGAUAAUCCGUACGGUCCAGUGACUAUGUCAGAUUCAUCACAUCUAACAGAUGAUGACUGGGAACUAUCACUGCCUCCGAUUAAAUACAGGAGUUACCCAGGAGCAGACAAAAUAAAGUCUCUGUGCAAUGAAUUACGGGAUCGUCACACAACUUUCACACUUGCCACCACAGGAGUGUGUGUACUUUUUCUCAUCACAAUGGUUGUUAUCACUCUUGCAGUCGGCUACAACACUAAGAGGCUGCCUGCUGAUUUCCAGCUAAAAUGGCAUCACAAUUAUCGAGGCUUGGAAUUUUAUCCUGUACCAGAGGAUAAAUCUAUUUUGAUAUACUUUGCACCCAACGACUUCAUCACAUCAGUGUCACAUCCCAUCAGACAGUCUCUGGACAGUGUUCUUGGCAAUUACAGCACAGUACAACAGCUGAAUGAAACUGUGUAUACUAACUGCAAUGCUACAUACAGCCCCAUGGACAAAACAUGCAGAGUGUCUAGAACUAUGUUUGGGGAUAGUUGUACCUCAUCCAGGAACUACGGCUAUGGAGGUGGUCAACCUUGUGUGUUCAUCCAGCUUAAUCUGCCGGAUGGUGUGACCAUCAGACCAAUCACAAAGGAGAGCCCACUGUGGGAAGCUGCCAGAGCUGUAGUGGAAAAUGUGUCAGAUCCCUCAUUUUUGCCAUUUACUUGUGAUGGGACGACUCAAGGUGACAGAGAUAUCCUCACGAGUGUUGACGGCUACGGUCCACAUGGAGAACGGAUCAUGUACUUCCCAAAGCAAGGCCUGAUGUCUUAUAUAUACAGAGAGAGGAAGCCCACCCACCCUUUUCUGAAACCAGGGGUCAUGGUGCAGUUCACAUCCCUUGUAUCCGGGCAUACAGUCCGCAUCACCUGCACAGCUUGGGGUCAACUUUAUGAUGCCGAGAACAGAAUCAUUGACCACACACUCUUGUCCACAUAUUUUGCUUUAUAUGUCAAUCAUGAGUAA